Ciona intestinalis (vase tunicate) is the source of this 3639-nucleotide messenger RNA. NCBI's taxonomy places the organism in Eukaryota, Metazoa, Chordata, Ascidiacea, Phlebobranchia, Cionidae. The record is from RefSeq and is a predicted model, not a curated record.
AUAUAGGUCUGUAAAGUGUGACGGGGAUUUUGAAUGGAAUAAAUAACCUUUAUACAAAACAACUUGCAUUGAAUGAAAUAAAAAGUUUCUAUAGAAAACACUUCCGCAUGCAUUCGUAUUAAAGCCUAGCAUCUAUAGGCUAAGCACUUCAUACCUUUUGAAUUCUAGAGAGAGAGUUUAAACUAUAAUAUUUUAUCAUAUUCUUGCAUUCAAGUAUUGCAUUUAAAAAAAAUAAAGAAAAUAUGGAAUCAGUUUUUCAAUGCAUUAUUUUGUUAAUGCUUGUUCGGUUUUCAGCAUCCCUCUUCUGCUAUCAAUGUUAUAGAACAGACAGCAACGUCAUAUGUAAUGAAAAUGAACCGAUGAAAUGCGGUCCACAGCAGCCAAUGUGUGCUGUUGACACCGGGGUACCCCGAACAGUCCAGAAAGGAUGUAUAGAACAAUGUCCAUUGGCAGGUAGAGGAGAUAUGAACGAGAAAACGUGUUGGUCAUGUUCCGAUGAUUUCUGUAACUUCGGCCCAGGACUACCAACCCCACCAGGUCUCAAAAGUGAACCGGUUGUUGUUCGUUUUAAAGCGCUAAAGUUUUCUAUUUUCCACCAACCUGCCACAUUCUGGGAAGCAAGAUAUGAAUGUGCGAAAAUUGGUGAAACAUUAGUUUCAAUUUUAAAUCCGGAGACCAACUCUUUUCUGGAAACAAAGUUGCAGAACGAUCCAAAACCUGGUACAAACACACAUGGGGGUUAUUGGAUUGGAGCACAAUGGAUCAAAGAAAACAAAAACUGGAUCUGGACAGAUACUGGUCGUAAAAUUAGUAAUGAAAAUUACGAAGCACAGUGUUCGUCAUAUCAAAGAUGGGCAUCAGGUGAACCUACAAGGCCGAUAAAUCGAAAUUAUUGUGCUCGUAUUGGUUUAGAUGGUUGGUGGAUCACUGAAAGUUGUGCUUAUGUUGCAACAGGAUUCAUUUGCCAAAAAAGUAAUAGUGGCUUAAUGCAAACUACGGCAUAUCAAAGUCAGCUUUACACAUUUCACUCAAUCAAAGUCCCGCAAACAGAAGCGAGGAAAAUAUGUAGUGGCACUGGUAGCAAGCUUGCCAAGUUCAACAAUGAAGCUGUCAUGUACAAAAUAAUUCGAUUGCUUAGUUAUUGUAUAAAUUCGCAACAGUUUUGGAUGGAGCAAGAAUGUGAACACAACCCUCCAGUUGACCAUCGAACCAAUGUAGCAAUAUACUCUUGUAAGACACUACAACCUUUUCUUUGUCAGCGUGGAAUUGAUGAACAAGAUGUUUGCCCUGUAAAUGAUGAAGUUCAAAAUUCAACUCAAUCAUCAAACUUUAAAACAACAAAAAAGCAAUUUAUCACAACAUCUGAAACAUAUUCAACAAAUUCAAUAUUAACAGUUACUCAAACUGUACAAGGAAAAACACCAAAUGAACCUAUUCCACCAUUAAAUAUAACAAUGCAGAUUCCUAGUUGCAAAAAAUGGCAAAGAAUUUAUCAUGGGAAGUUUUACAACUUUCCAGAAGUUAAACAAGGAACAUUUUCGCUAUCCAAUGAGAAAUGUUCUUCAAAAAGAUCUCUUGCAAGUGUAUUUUGUCCAAAGACCAACAAUGAAAAUCCAUCUUUUGAUGAUAAUUCGUUUGCAAUGUCUCCUUGUUAUAAAACACUGGAUUGCAUUUAUGAAAAUGUCAAAUCAUUCAAUCGUGCGGUUCCAACUCCUGUUGAACUUAAGACACUCACAGGCGACCUAAGAGUUCUAACGUCACAACCUACUUUCAUGACGCAAGAUAACAUUACAUAUGCCACCGAUAUCCUGAAAGUAAUUAACAUGAUGUCACACAACAAAAGAUCUACCAGUUUGAUCACAGCUUUAAUUUUGGGUGAUCUACUAACCACUGCUGACCAAUUGCAUGAUAAAGUUUCUGACUCCACAAACAACAACAAUAAGUUGGAACUUGUGGAAAUGGUUGAAAACUUUGCAGCAAAAAUAGAAUUUGAUAAAAAUCAAAACACAUAUGAAUUGGAAGGAAACAAUAUUGCUGUGAAGACUAUGGAUUAUUAUAUGAAGAAUUAUUCAAAAUUUACUGAACAAUCAAAGUUUGUUUUCAAACAAUCCUCAUACGGAGAUGUUUUAUCUCAGUUGGAAAUUGAUCCAACUAAUUUUGACCAAGUACAAAAUUCAAGCAAAAUAAGAAUUGUGUUUGUUGGUUUUUUAAACAGUAGUUUGUUUCCUUCAAGUAAUGGAAGUACUAAACAAGUUAUAAGCGCUUCUGUUUUUGAUGAAAAUGAAAACAAAGUAAAUUCUGCAGUAAACUUUGCUUUCCAAGGAAGUGAGAAACAAGACAAGUGUAAUGACUGUUUAGUGGAAAGUUGUAGUUUCUACGAUCCGCAUAACCAAAUAUGGAAAGAAGACGGUUGCCAUAGAACUCAUAUAUCCGAAAAUGAUACGGUUCACUGCACAUGUAAUCACACAACAAGUUUUGCGGUUGUUGUGAGAAUGAAGCAAGGACGUGCUCACUAUGUGCUUGAUGUUGUGAGCAAGAUUGGAUUAUUCAUCUGUAUUGUUUGUUUCACAAUGACUGUGAUUCUCUUUUUUAUAUUGCCAGAACUUCAGCGUAUUCGAUCAUCUGGUGCUCAUGUGAGCUUAUGUAUUUGUCUCAUACUCGCGUACAUUGCUUUUCUUGCUGGGGUAGAAAGGACUAACAACCGAAUUCUCUGUGUUACAGUAGCGGCAUCAAUCCAUUAUUUCCUUAUUGCAGCUUGGGGUUGGAUGGCUGUAGAAAGCAUCACAAUGUACAGAAUGUUUGUAAAUAUGUUUGAAAGGCAAUCUAUGUUGUCUUGUCGUAAAAUGGUGUUGAUCGUCCACUCUUUAUCUGCAUUAGUUGUGGCUGGUACAAUCACUGCUUCUUAUUUUAAUCAAAGGAGAAAAAUAUUUUACAUUGAAAACUCUUCCACACAAGAUGUUUGGAGUGGUUACAUAGGAGACCAAUAUUGUUGGUUAGUUGGUCCUUGUUUGUACUUUGGUUUUCUUCUUAUUGUUGGUGUUAUUCUGCUGGCAAAUAUGAUUGUGGCGUUCCUUGUCAUCAAAGCUAUAACUUGGGGCAGAUCUAAAGUACAAUCGUCCACAGAAGAACCACCAGCCAUACAUAUAUUGAGAGCUGUACUUGUUUCUGUGUUGCUUGGUAUGACCUGGUUAUUUGCGAUUCCUGUCAGCCUUUCUAAUGAUGACACUGUACAACUUGUGUUUGGAUGGUUUUUUGCAAUUUCUACUUCAAGUCAAGGAGUGUUUGUAUUUUACUUUUUCUGUGUUCGUCGUGAUGAUGUUAGACAGGCAUGGACAAAACCAAUUUGUCGCUUAAUUUGUCAACGUUGGAUAGCUCCCAUAGAACCAGGAGAAUUCAACCAACAAACCAAAAGCACUUCAAUGACGUUUACGAAAUCGGGGAGAGUCCCUAGCGUGUCACGUACGCAAACAGCAUAACGGGAUAAAAAUAGCUACGUUUUUAAUAUAUAGACGUCAGUAAAUGCAAAAUACGUCAGUAAUGGAGAUCUAUUUGUGGAGUGAAACUAUGAAAUCCGUAGUUGAAAUAUGUCAAGCGGAUUUUUAUAUAAAUCGUUUGAAUAACGAUUUAUACUGCGUAUAA